UACUCCUGGAUGGGCUUCUCUAUCGAAAAUGGUAUAGAAUUUCAUGACGACCAGUAGGUGGAAGGGGAAUUUCAGGAUUUCUGGGGUCUAUUACCUCCAGAACUACCCCUCCGUAGUUCCGUGGAAAAUCAACCCGUUUUGAUAAGCACUGGGCUCCCCCUGCCAGCCCCCCGAAGAACAGGCGCCACCCGUAUUCUGACGUCGAAGAGUUCCCUAGCGCUUGGCUCCGCGGACAGGCCACAGUGUCAGACGCGAGGGAGUUGAACUUGUCAGAUGAAUAUCUACUGUGAUAUGUAUGAAGCAAAGGAAAGAAGCAUUCUUGCUGACUGACUAUCAGACCUCUUGCAAACAGUAUGCAGAAAUCCCCUUGCUACAUUCCCAUUGUGAGCAGUGCCACCCUGUGGGAUAGAAGCACACCCCAUGCAAAGCGCAUCCCUUGUUAUGAAAGAACUGCAGUGCCCUGCUCCAGAUUCAUUAAUCACAUGAAGAAUUUCUCUGAAUCUCUUAAAUUUCGUAGUCUACAGUUUCUAAAUUCUCCUGAUAAAUUAAGACAUAAUCCCAAGAAAGACCACAGUUUCUGGAGAAACUCUGGAACAUGCACAGUAUUUUCAGAAAGGCCUCGGAGUUCAGUGGAGUGUAAAAUACUACUUUCUACUUGCCAGUACAUAGUCCCCAGGUCUUCUGUAAGCACAGUUUCUUGUGAUGAAGAAAGCUAUGAAGAACUCUGUUCCUCUUCAGCACCAUCCAGUGAAACUGAUGAGGCCCCACUGAUUUUCACUGUUAGAGGAGAAACUGAGGGGACAGCCAGAGGAACACCCAAGCAAGCUUGGAACAGUUCAUUUUUGGAAGAACCAGUAAAAAAGCCUAACUGGGCGUACUUGGUAAAUCCUGUUCACCUGGAGGCUGAAGGCAUACAAAUGCAUAGACACACAAGACCUAUGGGCCAGCGCUUGAGCCAACCCAAGAAAAAUUCUAGUUCCACCGCCAGACCUUCCACUGCUAUCGGCCUCUGCAGGACGAGCCGGACCCCCUGCGCCCAGCAGAGCGCCGGCCCGAGUAACGCAGAGCUCAAGCCAGAGGAGAGGACGGCAGCCCCCGCAGGCGCUCGGGCACACCCCGACUUCCAAAGCGAACUCCUGGGCACGUCCGGAAAUCCCGUCAGAAGAGGCGCGGUUGCCAUGGCGCCGGAGAUGCUCCCCAAGCAUCCUCAUCCCCCGCGGGACAGGAGGCCUCGGGAGGACACCUCCCUCCAUGGCAAUCUGGCAGGAGCGCCCCUUCCUCUGCUGGCCGGUGCUCCCACCCAUUUCCCUUCCAAGAGGUUAAUAAAGGUUUGCUCCUCAGCACCCCCCCGCCCAACCCGGCGUUUCCAUACGGCUUGUUCACAGGCCCUUUCUAGGCCGGUGGUGAAUGCUCACUUACAUUGACCGCUGCGAGGGAAUUGUUCGGCGAGUGCUGCCCAUCUUCAAAUCAAUGCCGGCUCAGAACAACAGAAAGGGCCUCAGAUGUACUGGUUUCCACAGAACCAUUGUUAGGCUUUUGUGAGGCAUUUUUGAACCUAAUAAAUAAUGUCAAAAGUC
Molecule: messenger RNA, 1577 nt
Organism: Saimiri boliviensis boliviensis (Bolivian squirrel monkey)
Lineage: Eukaryota; Metazoa; Chordata; Mammalia; Primates; Cebidae
Gene: C7H12orf42
Product: chromosome 7 C12orf42 homolog
Source: RefSeq, a predicted model, not a curated record